GUUGAUCGGGGGCCAGCUCUCGAUUGUUUGUUGUUGUACAUGUCGUAUUGUAUUGUAUAGGUGGCCUGGUGAUUAUGCAGAAGGAGAAUUCGAAUCCUUCGCCGGAGGCGCACCAGUACGUGGGGCCCUACAGGCUCGAGAAGACUUUGGGGAAGGGACAGACCGGUCUGGUGAAGUUGGGAGUGAAUUGCGUGACCGGCAAAAAAGUAGCAAUCAAAAUUAUCAAUAGAGAAAAAUUAAGCGAUAGCGUUUUAAUGAAGGUCGAAAGGGAAAUUGCAAUAAUGAAAUUAAUCGAUCAUCCGCACGUGCUCGGCCUGACGGACGUUUACGAAAACAAAAAGUACCUCCAUCGAGACCUGAAGCCCGAGAACCUGCUGCUCGACGAGAAGAACAACAUCAAAAUAGCCGAUUUCGGAAUGGCCUCUUUACAGCCGAUGGGCUCCAUGUUGGAGACGAGCUGCGGCUCGCCGCAUUACGCGUGCCCCGAAGUCAUACGGGGUGAAAAAUACGACGGCAGGAAGGCGGACGUGUGGUCCUGCGGCGUCAUCCUCUACGCCCUGCUGGUGGGGGCGUUGCCCUUCGACGACGACAACCUCCGGCAACUUCUGGAAAAGGUCAAACGCGGCGUGUUCCACAUACCGCACUUCGUGCCCCCCAAUUGCCAGAGCCUACUCAGAGGCAUGAUCGAAGUCAAUCCCGACAAAAGACUAACGCUCACCGAGAUCAACAAACACCCGUGGGUCACCGCAGGAGGCAAGGGCGAGCUCGAGCUCGAGCUACCCAUGAUGGAGGUCGUCCAAACCCACGUCCUCCCUUCCACGGACUCCCUAGAUCCCGACGUGCUGCAGGCCAUCUGCAGCUUAGGCUGCUUCAAGGAAAAGGACAAACUGGUCCAACGCCUGCUCAGUCCCAGCCACAACACCGAAAAAGUCAUCUAUUUCCUGCUGUUGGAGCGCAAGCGCAGGCGGCCCGCCUGCGAGGACGAGCUGGAAUCGAUGUCGAGGAUCAGAAAUCCCGAGGUUCAGGUGGCCGAUCCGCCGCGGAAGAGGAUCGACACGUGCAGGGUGAACGGCCAGAGCGCUUCGCUGUUCGGCCAGAUCAGCGAGGGAUCGCCGUUGACGCCGAGAAGGUCGCAUUACAAAAGACAUCACGCCAGGAGGAGCCCUUCCACGGGAAGUACGCAUAGCAGUUUGAGCAUCCAUUCGCCCACCAGGUCUUCUGGUGCUUCUAGUCCAAUUUUGUUCAAUAGCGUCGUCACCCCCACUAAUACCCAUUCAGGUACCUCGUCUCCGGUGAACCAACGCUCGUCCAGCCACCACCACGCCCACCGCGCCCCCUCUCACGCCGCCUCCAACGCCCACGUGACCGUCACGCCGCCGGCCCCGCCUCCGCCCGCCUCCAACGCCGCCCCCACCCCGGCGACGCCCACCCACCAUCGCGCCAACAGCAGCGGCGCCUCCGUUCUCUCCUCGCUCAUGACGUCGCCCGAACGCGACGCCGCCGUCCUGACGCCGCCGGGCUCGCCGAUGGCCGGCGCCGGCGCCGCCGCCGCCGGUCACCAUUGGCGCUCGAGGCUCACCACCAUCAAGAACAGCUUCUUGGGUUCGCCGAGGUUCCACAGGCGCAACAAGUUGCAGGCGUCGUCGGAGGAGGUGCACCUGACGCCCGAAUCGUCGCCCGAAUUGACCAAGAAGAGCUGGUUCGGUAGCCUGAUGGCGACCGAGAAGGACGAAACGUUCACCAUAUUGGUGAAGGGGAAGCCGCUGGCGACGGUCAAGGCCGAUUUGAUACACGCGUUUCUAUCGAUAGCGGAGCUGAGUCAUUCGGUGUCGAGUCCAAUGUCCUUCCGGGUGGAGUACAAGAGAGGCAUGACGGGGCCGGCGAUGUUUCAACGCCACGUCAGAUUCCAAGUGGACAUUUCGCCGAUCAUCAAGCAAUCCAGGGACAAUACCAAGGAGCACAUAUUCGCCAUCACGUUUACCCUGCUUUCAGGCAACAUAAGGAGGUUCCGGAGGGUGUGCGAACACAUCCAGGCCCAAGUGUGCACCAGGAGGCCGCCGCCGAGCCCGCGCGCCCAACGGAAAUUCACCACGGAAUUGAGCGAGAGCUCCAGCUGCGGUUCCGAUUCCAGCGAAUUGUUCCUCAACACUCGACAGUUGAACGUGAUGCAAUUGGAGACGAGCGACCUGGAGAGCGAGUGCAGCGUGUUCGACGUGCGCAGCACCGGCGCCGCCAUGAGGGAGGCGUCGCGACGCGCCUCGACGAACAACAACACGGAGACGGGCGCCGGCACGCCGGACGGCGUCGGCGUCGGGACGCCGAACGCGCCGAAGGCGGCCGUUCGAUCGAGCUCGGAGAACGCCGAAACGUGCGAGAAAAAGUGCAUCACGACGAUGUCGGGCAGCUCGAUUGCGUAA
Molecule: messenger RNA, 2417 nt
Organism: Phyllotreta striolata
Lineage: Eukaryota; Metazoa; Arthropoda; Insecta; Coleoptera; Chrysomelidae
Source: the annotation of a GenBank genome assembly